CACUUUUCUUACUGCUAUAUUAUACGCAGACACGCCAUUACUAGUGACUAAUGCUUAGAGCUUUACCCCGCAUCUCGCCUUCAAAGCACAUUCAAGCCGCUUUAAAACCAAAGUUUAUUCCUAUUUCAGUACAGAAGAAGCUACUACACACCGACCACGAAGAAAACAAGUAUGUCAAGAUUGUCGAAGUUGGUCCUCGCGACGGUCUACAGAACGAAAAGCAGCUUAUUCCUGUUCAGACAAAAGUGAAAUUGAUCGAGUUAUUGGCUCAGGCCGGCCUACCAGUGGUUGAGACAACCAGCUUUGUAAAUCCCAAAUGGGUACCUCAGAUGGGCGAUAACCAUGAUGUAUUCACAACUAUUCAGAAAAAGGCAAAUGUCAGUUACCCAGUUCUCACGCCUAACCUUCAAGGCCUAAAGGGUGCUCUCAAAGCUGGUGCUCAGGAAGUGGCUGUGUUUGUAGCAGUUACAGAAUCGUUUAACCGCAAAAAUACAAACUGUUCAACAGAAGAAUCUCUCCAGCGUGCAGGACAAGUUAUCAAAGAAGCCCUUGAUAAUGGAUUGCAGGUUAGAGGAUAUCUCUCUUGUGUUCUUGGCUGUCCUUAUGAAGGGCCAGUUGAGCCAGAACUUGUGGCCACCAUGGCAAAGAAACUUUAUGAUGCUGGAUGUUACGAAAUCAGUUUGGGUGACACAAUUGGAACCGGAACACCCGGUUCAAUGAACAAACUUCUCACGCAAGUUCUCAAGGUUGUUCCUGCUAACAGAGUAGCAGUACACUGCCACGACACAUAUGGCCAGGCAUUGGCAAACAUCUCAAAAGCAUUGGACCAUGGAGUUCGGGUUGUAGACAGUUCUGUAUCUGGUCUUGGCGGAUGUCCUUAUGCACCCGGAGCAAAGGGUAAUGUGGCAACAGAAGAUGUUGUGUAUAUGUUGAAUGGAAUGGGAUUAGAAACAAACGUAGAUUUGGAUGCUUUGAUUGAUAUUGGUCAGUGGAUCUCCAAUGAACUUGGACGUGAUACAGGCUCCAGAGCAGGUGCUGCUUUACUAGCAGCCAAAAGAGCUAAGCUUCUGCGAGCCAAAUUAUAAUUGGUGUCCAGGCACUUUAUUAAGAAUAAAAUAUAAUAAAAACUAUAUAUAAAAGUAAGAAUGAUUAUUAUAUUAUUAGUGUCUUCUUGACUGUGUAUUAGUAUACAUAUAUGUAUAGAUAGGUAGAUAUAUAAGGUUUAUAGAUGAUUAUAUAGAGUGUAAGUAAAGAAUUAGGUUUGUAGUAUUAAGAAGAAAGGAAGAAGAGUAAGUAAGAGUAUUUAGAAGAGUGGCAGGAGGGAGGGGUCUUUUGGUUUGUUUGUUUGUUUGCUUGAUUUAGCUGUAAGAAAGAACUGUGUUGAAGCAGUAAUCCCAAAACUUUGAAGUGAUACCAUAUCCAGCCUCAAAGUCUUUGUAGUGGUGAGCAAGAUGAUACUUUUUCAUUUCUCGAAGGUAAGCAGUGGCAAUCUUUGCAUGGUGCAAGUAGUAGUGUGUGAUAUCAUACAGCACAUAGCCAAAGAAGGCUCCUGCGAUAAUUGCAUGGGCUAUACCAAUUGGAAACAGUGCAUAUCCAAGCGAAACAAAUGGGGUUGCCAGAACGAUAAAGAGGGCUGGUGGAACAACUAAUCUUAGCCUGUCCAUUGGCAAAUAAUGAUGGAAACCAUGCAAAGCAAAGUGUAAAAGAUAUGCGAUCUGGUGUUCAGGAAGAAGAUCAUCGAGAUGGAAGAGGAAUCGGUGAAGGAUAUACUCCAGUAUGGUCCAGAGAAACACACCCAAGGCAAAGAAUGAGAAGGUUUGGGCUGGUCUAAGAUAGAUCAAUGAUCUGCUGAGUUGAUAACCUACGUAGGGGAACCAAAUCAUAGGCACCAUGUACCAGGCUGUCUUUGUGAACGGUUCGAGGAGUGGGUGGCCAAAGAAGAUGGCAGGAUGAGGAAGGUAACGAGGUUUGUGGACUUGCUCGAGAUAGAAUUCCUUUGUAAAGUUUGCCUUGAGCAUCUGCGGAAUUAAGGCCUUGCGAAGAUCCAGGAACUGAUUCGCCUUUAUGUCGGUGGUGAUAUUGGUUACUGCUGGCUCGAAAUCAUCCUUGCCAAAUGUCUCGAAUUCUUCUUCUUGUUUCAAAAGCUCGAUUCUUUUGCGGUGAAGUCGAGCUCUCUCGCCAUCAAAGUGACGGACAGGCUCCUCAGAGACCUGGCCGAUGAGAUACUCUUCAAAUAUCUCGUAGGCAGACUCGGAAUGUUCAUGUUCGUCCUUGUCUUUCAUUAUUGCCGUGACAUCUUUGCCUCCGUAUUUUAAAAUAAGAUCAUCGCCGCCAGGAUGGUCCAUGAUAAAAGGAGACACAUCAUAGACCUUGUUGUUAUAGAUAACCCAGCAAUCCUUUGCCUUUGUAUGUUUUUUGAUCUCUGCAAGUGUAUACAGUUUUGAAGUCAUGACAAUAUAUGCGCG
This is a messenger RNA of Phycomyces blakesleeanus NRRL 1555(-), 2465 nucleotides long. RefSeq lists its product as hypothetical. Gene Ontology annotation, molecular function: hydroxymethylglutaryl-CoA lyase activity. The record is from RefSeq and is a predicted model, not a curated record. Bases 51 to 1085 code for a protein of 344 amino acids. The transcript is spliced from 7 exons. Gene Ontology annotation, biological process: ketone body biosynthetic process; L-leucine catabolic process. NCBI's taxonomy places the organism in Eukaryota, Fungi, Mucoromycota, Mucoromycetes, Mucorales, Phycomycetaceae.